AUGCCGGACGAGGAGGAGACACCGGCCGGGGGGGAGGCCACCGCGCAGGAGGCCCCGGCCCAGGAGCCUGCUGCAGGUGGCAGCCCCGACGCUGCCGCGCUCGAGGACAGCGACGACGGCGACGGCGGCGCCGCGGCGCCCGAGCAGCCGGCUGAAGCCCCCGCGAAGGACGAGGCCGCCGAAGACGACGCCGGCGACGCCGCAGGAGACGACGACGCGGUGGCCGCCCUCGAGGACGACGACGAGGGCGGCGAGCCCGCGGGCGACGACGCGGCCGCCGAGGACGCGGAGGCGGAGCGGAAACGCCGGAAGAGGGAGAAGAAGGAGCGUCGCAAACGGAGGCGGAAGAAGAAGCGCGCGGAGUCCGAGGAGCCCGAGGAGGGCGAGGGCGAGGCCGACGAGGACGACCUGCUGCUCCUGCAGGACGCGGGCGUGCAGGUGCGGAAGAAGGGCCUGAAGCGGCUGAAGCGGGCGGGGGGCGACGCGGACGAGGAGGAGGGCCUGGUGGGGCGCACGGCGGAGGAGGUGGAGCGCGAGCUGUUCGGCGCGGGCGGGCUCGAGGACGAGGACGCAGAGGGCGAGCGGGCCGCGGGGGAGGGCGCGGGCGGCGACGCGCAGCCGGUCGGCGCGGACGAGGACUUCGACGAGGAGGGCGACGACAUGGGCGGGUUCAUCGAGCACGACAUCGACGGCCUGAAGGUGGAGCACGAGGCGGCGCGCAAGGCGCGGGAGCGCAUCCGGGGCAACGCAUCGCUGCAGGGCGUGGACGAAGAGGCGCUCGCGGACGCGCAGGACAUCUUCGGCGGCGCGGACGAGAUGCUCAUGGAGUUCGAGGCCGCGCAGCGGCAGCAGGCGGAGGCGGAGGCGAUGGAGGCCGCGGCGCUCGAGGACGCGGUCGGCGGCGGCGCGGCCGCGCUGUACGGCGACGAGGGGCUCGAGGGGUUCAUCGAGGACGACGAGGGCGGAGAUCCCGAGGCCGCUGCGGCGCGCCGGGCCGAGGACAAGAAGAAGAAGCGGGAGGCGGCGCUCAAGCGCGCGCGGGAGCGCAUCGAUCCGGAGACGAUGAAGCGGCUGUACCUGACGGACCAGGACGAGGCGGUGCGGCAGAGCAACAUGCCGGAGCGCAUGCACGAGCGGCCGCUGCCGGAGCUCCCCGCGGGCAUGGGUGCCAAGGACGCCGCCGUCGCCGCGUCGUGGUGGGUCAACGACUGGCUGUGCCACCUGCCCGAGUCGGACCCGGUGCUGCGGACGCUGAAGCGCGGCGUGCGGGAGGUGGAGUUCAAGGACUUCGCCCGCGGGGAGCUCGAGGGCGGCGUGUGCGACCUUGGGACCCGCCGCGGGCUGUUCACCCCAAAGGAAGAUUACAAGCAGGAGAAGUUUCUGAGAGACAACAAGCUCCCGGCGUCCGACCCCAAGCGCGGCGUGCUCCAGGAGGACGUCUUCCACACGAUAGAGCUGCUGUGGGGUCACCGCGAGGUGGGUACCGAGCCGGUGCCGCUGGAGCCGCCGACGAUUGGGAUGUACCGAAAGGAGCUGGCCGGGGAGCUGAUCAACCUGCGCGAGGGCGACGAGCCGAGCUGGACGACCUUCCGCGAGGAGAACGAUCGCAGGAACAAGGGGCAGCCGGAGUACGUGGAGGGGACGAUUCAGGCGCACCACCGGCGGCUGCGGCGCUGGGACGUGCUGUACGCGGUGGAGGAGGCGGCGCGGCGGUGGCGCGCGCUCGAGGCGCUGCGCGCGCGCGGCGCCGAGGCGUACAGGCGGGCGGCGGAGGCGGCGGCGGACCCGGACGGCGACGACGCGCGCCGGCUGCGCGAGUGCCACUCGCUGCUCGAGAUGGUCGCCGGAGCGCCGGAGAGCGGCGAGCUGCGGCGGUCGUGGGGCGUCGCGCUCAGCCAGGCCGUGAUCGACGACGUGCAGCUCAAGGCCUCCGCGGUGAUGCGCGCCUCGGACGACGUCGGGCUUUCCAUGCACGCAACGGGCCUCGACGGCGACGACGGCGGCGGCGACGCCGGGCGCGUCAAGCGCAGCUCGCAGUACAAGGUCCUGCGCGACUCCGGCGCGGCGCCGCUCGCGCGGCGCCUCAUCCUGACGCCGCACCAGCUCGCAGAGAACCUCGAGGCAGGCGUAAACCUCCACUACACGCCGACGCCGUUCUGCGGGCUGGACGACCUCGUCGCGGACGAGGCCGCGCAGCCGCAGGCGGUGCUGCGGGACACCGACAAUCUCCUCAAGGCCGCGAGGCGGUUGGCGGCGCACGAGCUCGGCAUGGAGCCCGCGCUCCUGCAGGACGUCCGCCGGCUGGUGCACAGCUUCGGGCUGCUGUCGACGCACCCGACGGACGAGGGGGAGUCCCGCAUCGACGCGUUUCACCUCCUGGGCCCCGUGAAGCGCAUCUCGAAGAAGCCGCUGUCGCGGGUGGAUGGCGCCACGAUGGCGCUGGCCGUGCACGCAGAGCAGCAGGGCCUCAUCCGCAUCGAGAUCGAGCUCUCGCGCGGGCUCCCUGAGGACGAAGAGACCAAGAAGAAGAUGACGAUCGAGGAGGCCGUCCCCGACAUCGACCCGAGCCUGUACGGGGACAAGGAGUAUUGCGCCAUCAUCGAGACCGACGCCCAGGAGAGGGCGAUCGCAGAGAUGGAGGCAGCGGCCGCGCCGCGCGAGGACGAGAUGCGUGAGCUCGGCGAGGAGGCCGCGGAGGAGUACGCGAACCAGCGGCGCGCGAUCCUGACGGACGCGCUGGAGCAGCACCUGUUGCCGCGCGCGGUCGCGCAGGUCCGCGCGCGGCUGCUCGAGCAGUCGCACGCGCACAUCGCGCAGUGCGUGGGCGACGCGGCGUGGGAGCUCGCGACCGCGCCGCCGCUCGAGAUCGUCGGCAAGGAGGACGAGCGCGUGGCGCAGAUCAAGCUGCUGGUGCUGACGUGGGGCGACGGGAACCCGGAGCUCACCACGGGCGCCGUCGUGGACUACCGCGGGAACCUCGUCGACCACGCGACGUUCCCGCGGCUCUCCGGGCGCGUGCCGCGCACCCGCGGCUUGGACCGCGCCGCGCUCCUGAUGGACGCGCGCAAGGGGCGCGACUGCGAGGCGCUGCUGUCGAUGAUCCGCGUGCACCAGCCGCACGCCGUGCUCCUCGGCGCGUCGUCCUUCGCGUGCGCCACGCUCCAGGAGGACGUGUCGAACCUGUUACAGUAUUUGCUGCUGACGUAUCCCACCGAGAUGAACGCGGAAGUGGACGGGGUGCCGGAGCUGCGGCUGGUGGACGAGGGCAUCGCGCGGGUGUGGUGCGAGAGCGAGGCGGGCGUCACGGAGUUCCCGGAGCACUCGGCGGCGGUGCGCCGCGCGGUGGCCCUGGCGCGGUGCGCGACGGACCAACUGGCGGUCGUGUGCUCGCUCGCCGGGCGCAGCGGCGCGUCGGAGCUCCUAAGCCUCGACCUGCACCCCGCGCAGAACGUCGCCGCCGCGGACGACCGCGCCCUCGCGAUCGAGCGCGCGCUGGUCAGCGCCGUCGCACAGGUGGGCGUGGUCAUCAACGCCCUGUCGACCUUCCCGUGGCGCCGCGCGACGCUCCGGUUCCUCCCGGGCCUCGGGCCCCGCAAGGCGCGCGCGCUCCUCCAGGCCAUCGCGGGCCGCGGCGGCUUCGUGCACUCGCGCCGCGAGCUCCUCGAGCUCCUGGGGAAACACCGCGCGGUGUUUUGGAACUGCUCGGCGAGCGUGCGGAUCACGCCGGCCGACGGCGAGGACGGCACGCUGCACACCGUGCUCGACUCGACGCGCGUGCACCCCGAGGCGUACUCGCUCGCCAAGUGGGUGGUCCAGCAGGCGGUGCAAUGGGAGCGCGAGGCGGGGGACGGCGCAGGGGGCGGUGCGCGGCGCGGGGGCGCGCGGAAGGCGCGGCGGCGCGGGAGCGGGAGCGGGAGCGGGAGCGAGGGCGGCGACGCGUCGGACGAGGACGCCGGGUCCGAGGAGGACCCUGAGGACGACCCUGAGUCAGUCUUGGAGCACAUGCUGGACAGGGUUGGGGGGAAGGAGCGCGCGGAGCGCAUCGACAUGCGGCGCAUGGCGGACCUGAUCGACGACAUGUGCAUGUUGGGCGAGAGGCCGUGCCUGCACCCCCUGUUCCCCCCGGAGUCGCUGGAAGAAAAAGAAAAAAAGAAACACCCGGACGUGAAGGGCCCGUCCUUGGUCGACAUUCAGCAGGAGCUCGUGGCGCCGUUCGGGGCGCUCUGGAAGCCGUACCAGCCCAUGUCGGACACCGACGGGUACCUCAAGAUGGCCGGCCUGACCGCCGCGGACCUGCAGCGCGGGAAGCGGGUCGCGGGGCGUUUGACGAGCGUGCAGCGCAAGGUCUUUAUCGCGGUGCUGGACUCCGGGAUCGAGGCGCGGGUGGACCCGGAGAAGUUCGCGUCGCGGCUCGCGACGGACGAGGUCACGCGGCGGAUCGAGGAGGAGCCCGAGGGCCUGCGGAGCGUCGCCGAGGAGAUGGGCAUCGUGCCGGGGGUGGCGAUCAACGGGCGCGUGCUGGACGGGAUGCUGCCGAAGCUGCGCGCGGCGGAGCAGGCCGAGCAGAUGGACGGCGACAUGAUGAUGGACGCCAACGGCGGGCGGAUGUACUCCCCCGGGCAGCAGCCGUUUGACGUCAGGCUGACGUGCCUGACGGCGGACCUCAUGCAGGAGGACCGGUACGAGCGGGAGGUGAUGCACAGCAGGCCCGCGACGCACGACAUGAGCCGGGCGCCGCGUGCGGGCGAGCAGCGCGGCGCGCUGGAGCCGUUCUUCCGCGUCGUGGAUGCAACGCAGCGUGCGCGCGAGAGGGGCCGGAAGGCCGCGGCGCGGCAGCAGCAGUUCGUGCCGCGGCCGAUCGCGCACCCGCAGUUCAAGAAUCUGUCGGUGGACGCGGCGAACGAGGUCGCGAUGGGGCUGAGUCAGGGGGAGUGUCUCUUCCGCCCGUCGACGGCCAAGGCGGAGACCGGGGCCGGGACGGACCGCCUGGUGUGCAUGGUCAAGCUGUACGGCGGGCCUGGGGAGGGCGUCGUGUGCUCCGUGCCGAUCAUCGAGCGCAGGAGCGUGCCGGGGGGGGUCAAGGAAAAGGCCCGCGGGGACCUCACGCUCGGCGACGCGCUGUCCGUCGAGUACCACGGACGCCCGCUCGGGACGAACUUCGAGGACCUGGACGAGGUGGUCGCGUCGUUCGUGUCCCCGAUGUGCGACGGCGCCACGCAGGUCGUCGACAGUCGCAAGUUCUUCGAGGGAUCGGAGUCAGAGGCCAAGGAACACCUGCAGCUCGUGCUGCGCGCCAGCAGCAGCGCCAAGGCGGGCGACUACGUCGUCGGCGUGUCGCGGCGGCAGGAGGGAUGGUUCUACCUCGCGAUGGGCGUCAUGAAGAACGGGACUGUCGGCACCGCGUUUGAAUACUUCGAAUGGGUGCCCAAGGCGCUCACAAGCAGCAAGGACCGCGUCGGCGAGGGCGGCGGGUUCCGCUUCCGGAAGGCGGUGCACAGGAGCGUCGAGUCGGUGGUGAACGCGUUCAAGCAGGACCCGUUCAAGGCCAAGGAGAAGAAACCCGCGCCGCCCGCAGCGGCGAUGCUGGCCAACAGGUAUCCCGGACAGCAGGCCGCUGGGGACAUGGGGGCGCCGCGGGCGGCGGGCGUGGGUGGGUUCGUGCCUGCGCGGGCGCCGGCGUCGUUCCUGCCGGGGCAGGGCGUGGCGCCGCCGCCGCCGCCGACCGCCGCCGUCGCGCGCCGGCCGCACGCCGGGGCACCGGGGCCGCCGCCGCCGCCACCGCCUGGAGGGGACUAUUACCAGGGGGGGUAUUACCAGGAGCCCCCCCCGCCCACGAGCGCGUAG
Messenger RNA from Pedinophyceae sp. YPF-701, 5844 nucleotides. NCBI's taxonomy places the organism in Eukaryota, Viridiplantae, Chlorophyta, Pedinophyceae. The record is from the annotation of a GenBank genome assembly.